AUGAUGAGUCCUGGUGUUUCGGCCAAGAAGCGCCACGCCGGCGUGAGGUUCACGCUCGGCUGCGGCUGCAAGGACGCGAAGAGCGUGUCCGUCUCGGCGCCGGUGGUGGGGACGCCGUCGACAACGGCGACGCGGCGCAGGAGCGCUGGGAUGAACCCGUCGGGGUCGACGACGACCGACACUCUUACCAUAACGUCCGCGUUGUCGUCCUUCCUGUGGGAGCGCUCCGUGGUGGAGUUCGACGAUGACGGCGGCGACUACGGGCCGGAGAGCUUCUCCGGCCUUCUGCGCGAGCUCAGCGAGCUGGAGCAGAGCGUCGCGUCGUGGGGCCGGAAGAGCCACCACCAGAACCACGACAAGAAGCACUCGCCGCCGUCGUCAUCGCCGUUGCCAUCACAGGAGGACAGGAAGGAGAAGAACGGCAGCAACGGCGAUGCCACGGACAAACCAGGAGACUGCCGUGACGGCGACGAUGGCGUCGGUGUGGGGCUCGACGGCAGCGUGGCGGUGGUGAAGCAGUCCGACGACCCGCUGGGCGAGUUCCGGCAGUCUGAGCGAGCCAGGCGCCGACGUGGUCCUAGCACUCCUCGGCGGGUUCCCCUUCGUCGCCACACCGACGCUGCUACAAGAUCGUGUUAA
Oryza sativa Japonica Group (Japanese rice) is the source of this 639-nucleotide messenger RNA. RefSeq lists its product as uncharacterized. The record is from RefSeq and is a predicted model, not a curated record. Lineage: Eukaryota; Viridiplantae; Streptophyta; Magnoliopsida; Poales; Poaceae.